Molecule: messenger RNA, 2192 nt
Organism: Esox lucius (northern pike)
Lineage: Eukaryota; Metazoa; Chordata; Actinopteri; Esociformes; Esocidae
Gene: dtd1
Product: D-aminoacyl-tRNA deacylase 1
Exons: 8
Coding region: 1135-1761 (208 amino acids)
Biological process (GO): tRNA metabolic process
Cellular component (GO): cytoplasm
Molecular function (GO): D-tyrosyl-tRNA(Tyr) deacylase activity
Source: RefSeq, a predicted model, not a curated record
AGUAUUUCAUUAUUUUACACCGGAAAUGAUCAAGAUGAAUCCAACAUGGCCGCGUCCUUGUGAGUUCAUAAUAUAACCCCAUGGUUCACAAUAGUCUAGACAAAACGUGGGGGGAAAAAUGAAAAUUAAAGAAAUAGUCAAGUGGAAUGUUCGAGUGUCUAUGUUGUAUGCUUUUGGUAUAUGGACAAUGCUGGGCACAUACGGAUAUUAUCAGUACAUGGGGCGCAAUGACGAAAAGCCAGGAGUCAAAGAGAAGGAAGAACCUCCUGAUCCCAGAGAAGUGAAGAUCCAGACUUCCCACAUGAAAACCACCAUCAUAUACAAAGAGAACUUUAUUCCUUAUUCUACAAGGAUCUCCAAUUUUCUCAGCUCUCUCAGAGGGGAUGUUGCAACAGCUGACAACCAAGACCGCACCAAAUAAUUACCAACAGGUGUAAAAAUAGACUGUAAUGGACUUUCAGAACUGUGUAGCUAAAUGCUUCAAGUGGAAAUCUGUGUGUUUAGAAAUUACAAUAUCUGUAAAGUCUCCAAUUUUGCUCAAAAUGUAUUCUGAGAGUGUCUGCCUACCCUUUUUUAGGUAAGGAUAUAUUCCAGUAAUAAGCUGUGUUCCUUACCACAGAUGUUCUCAUUUGCAUUGCUUAGGAGCCUUGAUUGUCUUUCGCAAUGAGCAGUGAUUGUAAUUUGAACUGACACAUGCUUGACGUCACUUGCACUUUUUGAUCUGUAAGUGCAACAGCAACAUUUUUGCUGUCUUCUGUGUUGAUUAAAGCCAGAGAGGAAGAGGUUAGUUAAGUGGCCCAUUUGUGCAGUCUGUCUAUACCAGCAGGUGGCGGCGAGAACGGGAGACUUGGCUAACGGAGCGAAAUUGGAACGGGGCAGAUGACCGACCACUCCAACAUUUUGAAAACUUCAGUUCCUUGCCAAAUUCCUUGCUCAACGCUCCACUCCUAUCCUCCCUCUGUUGACUUACUCUGCCUUUGAAUGUCUCGCCAAUCUAUUCUGCUUGCUCAGCCAGUCCACUAGGUGCCGCUGACUACACUGGAAGGCAUAUUUUGGACUGGGAAGUAAUACAUGUGUACGGACUGAGCAUUCCAAUCCGAUUGAUUAUAGCUAGCAAGGCAUCAAACCAAAAUAAUGAAGGCUAUCAUUCAAAGAGUUACGAAAGCGAGCGUGUCAGUGGGAGAGGAGCAGAUCAGCUCAAUAGGCAGAGGUCUGUGUGUACUCCUGGGCAUAUCCAUUGAGGACACACAGAAGGAUGUUGACUACAUGGUGCGCAAGAUCCUCAACCUGCGUUUGUUUGAGGAUGAGAAUGGGCGAGCGUGGAGCAAAAGUGUCAUGGACCAGGAGUAUGAAGUCCUCUGUGUUAGUCAGUUCACCCUGCAGUGCAUUCUGAAGGGCAACAAGCCUGACUUCCACGCAGCCAUGUCUGCAGAACUGGCACAGCCUUUCUACAACAACAUCCUGGAACACAUGAGGACAACGUACAAGCCUGAGAUGAUCAAAGACGGGCAGUUUGGGGCCUACAUGCAGAUUCACAUCCAGAAUGACGGGCCGGUCACUAUCGAGCUGGUGUCCCCCUCUGCUCCCACGGACCCCAGACAGCUCUCUAAGCAGGAGAAGCUGCAGCAGAGAAAAGAGAAGACUCGCUCCAAAGGCCCAUCGGAGUCAGGCAGGGACAGGGCCACCCCGCGCCCCCGAGGGCAGGACCCCAACGCUAGUAGUGGAGCGGACGGAGACGUGUCAUCAGAGAGGGAGCCCUAGGGCGAACGGACUUGCCCUAUCGAUGACGGGGGGGGGGAUCCCACCCUGGACCGGUGGACUUAAUGUACGUAGAGCGUGAGGAGUGAUGCCGGACUGCCCUCCCUUUCAGACCGCCUGGGGCUCUCUCUCUCACGAAACUUUCACGACGACAUUGGCACUGUGGCACAUGAUCAGACAUGUACUCUGUACCCCCCAAGACCCCGGAACCUUUCACCAACAGCAUUGUGGACCGUGGCGUUGCGACAGGGUGUGACAGAUCCAUGUGCGAUGGGGGGGGGGGGGGGGGGGGGGGACGGUCUCACCUUACUUUUGUAGCCCUUCGACUUGAGGACAGCACAUUUGAUAUAUAUAUUUAUGUCACAGGCGUUAUUUAAUGCGUUGUUGUUUAGUCGAUCUGAAUGUAAACGUGGUCAUUUUAUAAAAGUUGACGA